AAAAAGAAAAGAGUGGGAAACGGUUAUUGGUUUGGCAGGCUGAGCUGAGGUCGAAAGGGUGGGGUUGACUGAAUGAAAAUUAGUAGUGGCAACCAUAAGAAGGUCAAGUGGGUUCGGAGCUCCAAAGUUUCAGCAAUGGCCAAGAAGCGAAGCACAAGACUCACCUUAUUCUUCAUCACCUUCCUUUCUCUUGUAGCCUUCGGUAUCUUUGUCCCUGUCUUUGCUCUCCUCCCUCCUCUUUCUUCUCACUCCACUCAUCAUCCUACCCCUAUAAAGGUUAGUGCUAGAAAAUUCGAAAUUUCUGAUGACAAAUUCUGGAAAGAUGGUCAGGCAUUCCAGAUCAUCGGUGGAGACGUGCACUAUUUUCGAGUUCUUCCAGAGUAUUGGGAUGAUAGGUUGUUGAGAGCAAAGGCUCUGGGUCUGAAUACUAUUCAAACUUAUGUCCCUUGGAAUCUCCAUGAACCAAAGCCUGGAGCUUUUAAUUUUGAUGGUAUUGCAGAUUUAGUAUCAUAUUUUAAACACUGCCAGAAGCAAGGUUUCCUUGUUAUGCUUCGGCCUGGACCAUACAUAUGUGCAGAGUGGGAUUUAGGGGGUUUUCCUCCUUGGUUACUAGACAUAAAGCCAGCUCUCACACUAAGAUCAUCGGAUCCUGCUUACCUGAAAUUGGUUGAAAGAUGGUGGGGAGCACUACUUCCAAAGAUAGCUCCAUAUCUUUACAAGAAUGGAGGUCCUGUUAUAAUGGUCCAGGUUGAAAAUGAAUUUGGUUCAUAUGGAAAUGACAAGGCUUAUCUUCAUCACCUAGUCAGAUUGGCAAAAUAUCACCUUGGAGAUGAUAUAAUUUUGUAUACUACAGAUGGAGGCACUAGGGAAGCACUCGAGAAAGGAACAAUUCGUGGAGAUGCUGUCUUUUCAGCUGUUGACUUCUCCACUGGUAAUAACCCUUGGCCCAUAUUUGACUUACAAAAGAAGUUCAAUGCACCUGGGAAAUCACCACCACUUUCUGCGGAGUUCUACACAGGUUGGCUUACACACUGGGGUGAGAAGAUUGCACAGACUGAUGCUAAUUUUACAGCAUCUGCCUUGGAAACGAUUUUGAGAAGGAAUGGUUCUGCUGUUCUUUAUAUGGCACACGGUGGAACAAACUUUGGAUUUUACAAUGGAGCAAACACUGGAUCAGAUGAGUCUGAUUACAAGGCUGAUCUUACUUCCUAUGACUAUGAUGCACCCAUUAGGGAGACGGGGGACAUAAACAACGCAAAAUUCAAAGCUUUGCGAAGAGUUAUAGAGAAAUAUGCUGCACAAUCUCUUCCACCAGUUCCACCUGAUAAUGAAAAGAUAGGAUAUGGAUCCAUUCACUUAACAAAGGCAGGGAAUUUACUUGAUAUGCUUCAUCAGUUUGAUGUAGUUGAAUCCGAAAAUCCAAUGCCAAUGAAUUCUGUUGGCCAGAUGUUUGGCUUCUUGCUAUAUGUAACUGAAUAUGCUGCAAAGGACAACGACGAUGGUAGAAUUCUGUCUAUACCAAAGGUGCAUGACAGAGCUCAGGUGCUUAUAUCUUGCUCUUCUGGACGUAAUGCUGGAAUAAGACCAACAUUUGUUGGUACAAUUGAAAGAUGGUCAACUCGAAGACUAUACCUUCCUAGUACUAAUUGUGUGUCCAGCAUCAGCUUAUUUAUAUUGGUAGAAAACAUGGGUCGUCUAAAUUAUGGGUCAUACAUAUUCGAUAGGAAGGGAAUUUUAUCUCCUGUUUACCUAGAUGGGAGUAUUCUCAGCAAAUGGAAAAUGUACAAAAUUCCUAUUGCCAACCUUAAUGAGAUUCCAGAAAACAAUCCCAUUAAUCAGGCUUCUUAUUCUAGAGGUUUUGAUAUUUCUGCUCGCAAAAAGUUGAAGGAAAAGCACGUGAUUGUUUCAAAAGAACCAGCAUUUUAUGCUGGUCACUUCCAUAUCGACAAUGAAUCCCAAAUAAAAGAUACAUUCAUAUCAUUCAAUGGUUGGGGUAAAGGAAUUGCAAUAGUUAACAAUUUCAAUGUUGGAAGGUUUUGGCCGUCAGUGGGACCACAGUGCAACCUCUAUGUGCCUGCUCCACUCCUUAAGCCUGGGGAAAAUGUUGUGAUGAUAUUUGAGUUGGAAGAUCCAAACCCAGAACUCGUGGUUAGCUUUGUUGACCAGCCAGACUUCACAUGUGGUUCAAGUAAACAACACUUCCAUCAUUAGCUUUAGUACCAGUACUUCCUAUGAGAUGUUCUUUACCCUGCUAAAUACAAGGCAAGCUAGAGUUCAGAAAGAGAAUUGCGUUUGCAAUUUCGAUUGUAAUGCCCUGGAGAAGUACUCAAAGGAAACGAAUAUAAUUACGAAGAAAUGAAAGAAAAAGGAAUGACUAUAAAUGAUACCAUAAAAUAUAAUGAAAUUUUGGUGAACAUGAAAUCUUAUUUUCCUGAGAA
This is a messenger RNA of Humulus lupulus (European hop), 2438 nucleotides long. Its product is annotated as beta-galactosidase 17. Lineage: Eukaryota; Viridiplantae; Streptophyta; Magnoliopsida; Rosales; Cannabaceae. Gene Ontology annotation, biological process: carbohydrate metabolic process. Gene Ontology annotation, molecular function: beta-galactosidase activity. The transcript has 19 exons. Bases 73 to 2211 code for a protein of 712 amino acids. Gene Ontology annotation, cellular component: vacuole. The record is from RefSeq and is a predicted model, not a curated record.